GCUCUUGGUACCGGGAGCUUUUUCUUUCUUGAGAGUUGAGACACUUGUUGGGAGUCCUGGGAACAUGUUCCUGCACGUUUGGUAGCUGGAACUUCUUGUCCUGGGGACACUUUUUCCCUGCGGGUUGACUGAGGUUGGUUCCAGAAGCCGUACUGGAACGACCGGGCUGCUAGUUCAUGGGUCGACCAGCUAGUCCGGCCCGACCUCCGAAACGCCCCUCCCAUAUUAUCCACAACGGAGAAAAGGAAUUUCCCCUGCCUGCUCCUCUCCGUCGGUCUCUCAUCGUUCCUGCUCCUGAAGACCUGAAUUUCUCCCAGAUUUUCUCCGGAGCUUUCUCUCCAACAUCGCCGUAAGCUACUCUUCCUCUCUAGUUUCCAGCACAAGCUCAUCAUUGUUCACAUCUCCUCCCAUUGCGGUAACACCAUUUGGAGGCCGCGUUCCGACCCUCUUGAAAGCUUCCUGUGCUUCCCAAAUGUAUGUUUCUCCAUCUCUACAACCUGCGACCCUCUCUUCUCUUCCUCACAGCUUCUCUGUUCCCAAACCGCCACCAUGGCUUCUUCCAGGUAAGAGCCACUUCAAGCUCAUAGCUUUUUCAUCCACCUCACAGCAAGCAGAAAUCGCUAAACCCUCACCCUCAAAAACUACCAACUCAUCUGAUAUUCUUCCCUCCGUAAUCCAUCAAAUUCCUCCGAACUUCACCUCGAAGGACCUUAUCAGCAUCGUGCGCAGGCACGGCGAUGGUGACACCGCCGUCAGCGUCUUUAAUUGGGCCUUGGAGCAGCCGAAUUUCGUGCCUGAGUCGUCGCUGGUCGAGGUGAUCCUGCACCAACUUGGAAGCGAGGCGUCUUUUGAGGAAAUGAAGGCCCUCCUGGAAGAUCCAGGGUGCACUGUCACCCCAGGUAUGUUCUUGGCCUUUGUAGAAAGCUAUGCAAAACUCCAUAUGGUCGAUGAGGCUGUUGGCAUUCUUAGUGAAAUGGAAAAAUUCGAAGUUGAACCUGACAUAUUCAUCUACAACAAUUUAUUGAACUUGCUCGUUGAUGAAAACAAGCUAAAGAUGGUCGAAUCUGUGUAUUCUGAUAUGGGUAGAAGAGGGGUCAGUCCUGAUGUGUCUACUUUUAACGUCUUGAUCAAAGCGUUGUGCAAGGCCCACCAAAUCAGGACUGCUAUUUCCAUGAUGGAGGAGAUGUCGGACUAUGGUUUGGUCCCAGAUGAGAAAACGUUUACCACCAUCAUGCAGGGAUAUAUUGAACAGGAUAAUCUGGACGGUGCGUUGGAAAUCAAAGAAAGAAUGACAAGCUCUGGAUGCAAACUCACCAGUGUCACGAUUAAUGUUUUGCUCCACGGAUACUGUAAGCAAGGUCGAGUUGAGGAAGCUCUCAAUUUUAUGGAGGAAAUGACAGUAGAUGGCUUUUAUCCUGACAAGUUCACUUUUAACACACUAGUGAAUGGAUUAUGUCGAGCUGGACAUGUUAAACAUGGCCUUGAAAUACUUGAUGCAAUGCUUCAGGAAGGGUUUGAACCUGAUAUUUUCACCUACAAUACGUUGAUAUCUGGGCUCUGUAAGUCUGGUCAUCUCGAGGAGGCCAUGAAUGUUUUAAAUGAGAUGGUCUCGCGUAAUUGUUAUCCUAAUGUGGUGACAUAUAACACUUUGAUAAGUGCUAUGUGUAAGGAGGAUAGGAUCGAAGAAGCUACUGAACUUGCACGUGGUUUGUCAACGAAGGGCCUUCUUCCGGACGUUUGCACAUUCAAUUCUCUCAUUCAUGGCCUCUGCAGAGUUGAGAAGCUAGCGAUUGCCAUGGACCUGUUUCAGGAAAUGCAGAAGAGUGGGUGCCCGCCAGAUGAAUUUACUUACAAUAUGUUGAUCAGUGCCCUCUGCUCGAGAAGGAAACUCGAAAAAGCUCUCGCAUUGUUGAGAGAGAUGGAAUCUAACGGCUGCGCAAGAAGUGUGGUUACAUACAACACCUUGAUUGAUGGGCUAUGCAAGAACCAGAGGAUUGAAGAAGCAGAGGAAGUAUUUGACCAAAUGGAACUUCAAGGAAUUUCAAAAAAUGUUGUGACUUACAACAGUCUAAUUGAUGGUCUCUGCAAGGCUGGAAGAGUUGAAGAAGCUGCUGAGCUAAUGGAUCACAUGAUAAUGGCAGGAUUGAAACCUGACAAGUUCACAUAUAAUUCAUUACUCUCAUUCUUUUGCAAAGCAGGAAAUAUAAAAAAAGCAACUGACAUUGUUCAAACGAUGACUUCAAAUGGUUGUGAACCAGAUGCUGUAACAUAUGGGACCUUAAUUGGUGGUUUAUGCAAGGGUGGCAGAGUACAUCUGGCCAACAAGCUACUCAGAACUAUCAUGAUGAAGGGAAUAGUUCCUGCUCCCCAGACUUACAACCCCAUAAUUCAAUCACUUUAUAAGCAGCAAAAGACAAAAGAAGCCAUGAGACUAUUUAAAGAGAUGAUUGAGAAAGGAGAACCUCCAAAUGCUCUCACAUACAAGAUUGUGUUUCGUGGCCUAUGUUGUGGGGGAGGACCUAUUGGUGAAGCCGUUGAUUUCCUUAAGGAGAUGAUGGAGAAAGGUUUCCUACCAGAAUACUCAGCACUUUCCAUGCUAGCAGAAGGUCUCUGUACUCUGUCAAUGGAGAAUACUCUAUACGAGCUCAUUGAUCUGGUCAUGCAAAAAGCUAACUUCUCUGGUAGUGACGUUGCUGUUGUAAGGGGUUUCCUUAGGGUUCGAAAGCUGCAUGAUGCAAUGGCUGCUGUAGGGCGUGUAUUGAAGACUCACAAAACUAGAGAAAGAUACUAAUAACUGUAAUUUUAUUAGUGAAAAUUAGUUACAAGAAUUUUCUUUAAUAACAAUCUCACCUACUAAGACCGACGUCCACUUUUUCUUUUGGUUCCUUCCGUAAUGAUCAAAUAACAUCCUUCUUUUUC
Molecule: messenger RNA, 2919 nt
Organism: Nymphaea colorata (pocket water lily)
Lineage: Eukaryota; Viridiplantae; Streptophyta; Magnoliopsida; Nymphaeales; Nymphaeaceae
Product: pentatricopeptide repeat-containing protein At3g53700, chloroplastic
Exons: 1
Coding region: 473-2791 (772 amino acids)
Molecular function (GO): protein binding
Source: RefSeq, a predicted model, not a curated record